AUGGAGUGCCUGUCACCAAUUGCCUACUAUGGAGCUGCUGCUGCUACGUCAAGCUUGUCUUCGUCUUCAUGGUCGCUUGCCCCAGUAGAGGAGAGCUCCCAGAGGAUCACCGGAGGGUACGUGUCUGAUGGCCUCGUGGUCAGGGUUCAGGACAGGAAGAAAGGCGUUCCAUGGACCGAGGAAGAGCACCGGAUGUUCCUUGCCGGCCUAGACAAGCUCGGGAAGGGCGACUGGCGAGGCAUUUCCCGACACUUUGUCACGACACGGACACCGACGCAGGUGGCCAGCCAUGCCCAGAAGUACUUCCUGAGGCAGAACAGCCUCACACAAAAGAAGCGGAGGUCCAGCCUCUUUGAUGCGGUUGAAGGUGCCAAGACGGCAGCAAUCCGCAGGACAGCAUCAGUAUCCGAGCUGCAAUUCCCCAGCCUGUCGCCGGUGGCCGUCGACGCAAGGACGAAGGGAGCUGCGCUGCUGCCGCCUCCAUGCCUGAACUUGAUGAUGAGCACCGCAUCACAGUGUGUUGGUAGUAGUGAUGCACCACAGUCACAGAAGCCAUCUUCCCUCUACCUGAUGGCAAAGCCUCAGGCGCAACUCCAGAUGCCUGAUCUGGAGCUGAAGUUGUCGAUAUCCCGGUUAUCCGAACAGCCUGGUGGUGCCUCCCGGGGAACGCCUCUUUUCAGAACUAUCAGAGUUACCUGA
Messenger RNA from Miscanthus lutarioriparius, 699 nucleotides. NCBI's taxonomy places the organism in Eukaryota, Viridiplantae, Streptophyta, Magnoliopsida, Poales, Poaceae. The record is from the annotation of a GenBank genome assembly.